CAGCACACCCGCCCUGAGAACUGGAACUAUGCCGCGGGGCCGGCCUCGCAAACUGAGAGUUAAAAGCAGCGACGAAGCAGAUGCAGAUCCCAGUGAAAGCAAGGCGGACAUUUUCAGCGAUGGAGAGCUCAAGGACAAGAAGUGCUCCAUAUGCUCUCAGAUCUUCACGACCGAGAGCCAGCUGCAGAAGCAUCUCCGCGAGCAUGAGAGCAACGACAAGCCUCACCGAUGCGACCAGUGUCCGCAAACAUUCAACGUGGAGUUCAACCUCACGCUGCACAAGUCCACACACACCACGUCGGACUUCACCUGCCCCGUGUGCAACAAGAGGUUCUCCCGCAUCGCCAGCCUCAAGUCGCACGUCAUGCUGCACGAGAAGGAGGAGAACCUGAUCUGCGCCGAGUGCGGGGAUGAGUUCGUCCUCCAGAGCCAGCUCUCGCUGCACCUGGAGGAGCACCGCAAGGAGCUGUCCGGCAUCCGCGUCUACACCUGCAAGACCUGCGGCAAGGAGUUCAAGACGUCGGCGCAGAUCAAAGAGCACAUGAAGACUCACGUCAAGAUGAGGCCGCUCGCCUCCAGCUCCAGGAACUACAAGAAGAACAUCGAUCGCAGCGGCUUCACCAACAGCUGCCACCACUGCGGGAAAGCCUUCAAGAAGCCCAGCCAGCUGGUCAGACACAUCCGGAUACACACAGGUGAAAGACCCUACAAGUGCGCCCACUGCGGCAAAGCCUUCAACCAGAAGGUGGUGCUGCAGACUCACAUGGUGAGGCACACCGGGGAGAAGCCGCACCUCUGCAUGUUCUGCCCGGCGUCCUUCUCCCAGAAGGGGAACCUGCACUCGCACGUCCAGAGGGUCCACUCAGAGACUAAAGGCGUGCCACUGUUUCCAUGCAUGGACUGCAGCUGCAUAUUUAAGAAGCUGGGCAGCCUGAACGCCCACAUCAGCAAGAUGCACAUCUCUGUGAUCGAGGCGCCCUCCAGCAAUCCGGAGACAGAGGCAGCAGGUCAGGGUCCGGUGGGUUCAGAGGGCGGCGAGGGAGUGACGGACGUCAUCCAGCAACUCCUGGAACUCUCGGAGCAGGUGAGCGGGGAGACGGCACAGCCCCAGCCUCCAGAGCCUGCCAUCGCCAUGGAAACCGCCAUCAACCCGGACAUCCUGCAACAAGCUCUGGAGAACAGCGGGCUGAGCGUGGUCCAUCCGCCGAGCGAGGCGGCGUCCAGAGAGCCGCAGAGCCAGGCGGCCGAGGGCGGCGCCGCCGUGGACAACAAGAAAAUCCAAUGUGCAGACAAACCGGUCCGGGAGAAGAAGAGGAGCAUUUUUAAGAAACCCAUACAAAUGCCAGGCUCCAUCAGGGAGGAGGACGGCGUGCGCUGGCAUGGCUGCCCGUACUGCGCCAAGGAGUUCAAGAAGCCCAGCGACCUGGUCCGCCACAUCCGCAUCCACACCCACGAGAAGCCCUUCAAGUGUAAACAGUGCUUCAGGGCCUUCGCCGUCAAAAGCACCCUCACAGCACACAUGAAGACGCACACCGGCAUCAAGGCCUUCGAGUGCCAGAGCUGUCUGAAGUGCUUCUCCACGUCUGGCAGCAUGAAAGUGCACAUGCGGCUGCAUACAGGUGUGCGCCCCUUCCCCUGCCCUCACUGUGACAAGAUCUUCCGCACGUCCGGCCACAGGAAGACUCACAUCGCCUCGCACUUCAAGAGCUUACAGCAGAAGAAGCACAAAUUCCCUCGCAAAGCCAACAAAGCCAAAGUGUCCAAAAGCAACCUACCUCUGCCCGACAUCCCGCUGCAGGAGCCCAUCCUCAUCACCGACUUUGGCCUCAUCCCGUCCCAGAACCCGCGCCUGGCUUUCCAGCAGUACCUGGACGUGGUGGGCAACGACCGGCCGUACAAGUGCAAAUACUGCAACAAGGCCUACAAGAAGUCGAGCCAUCUGAAACAGCACGUCAGGUCUCAUACUGGAGAAAGGCCCUUCAAGUGUGUGCAGUGCAGUCGAGGUUUCGCCUCCUCGGGAGUCCUCAAGGCCCACAUCCUGACGCACUCCGGCCUGAAAGCCUACAAGUGUCUGAUCUGCGACACCACCUUCACCACCAGCGGCAGCCUGCGGCGCCACAUGACCACCCACAGCGACCUGAGGCCCUACAUGUGCCCCUACUGCCAGAAGACCUUCAAGUCCUCGCCCAACUGUCGGAAGCACAUGAAGACGCACAGGUAUGAACUGGCCCAGCAGCUGCAGCCUCAGUCAGGAGACGACCCUCUGGGGACGAGCACCGUGGCUCACGACAUCCAGGUGGAGAUCGAGGGGGACGGCCUCCAGCAGGCCGCGGGCACCAUGGCGGAGCAGCAGAGCAUGCUGGGACUGGGCCAGGCGGAGGUUGUGAACGGAGGACAGCAAGUGACGCUGGAGGCUCCGCUGACCGACCAGCCGCUGGUCCAGGGGGAAGACUCCUAUGUGACUACCCAGCAUGCAUUGCCGCAGAACAUUGGCCAGUUCGAGACACCAGCGCUUCCUCAGCCGGCGUUCGACCAGCAGGCUCUGACACAAGGUUUCACCAUCGCCGAGUCGAGCUACGGCCAGUCGCAGUUCUCCGCCGUGCAGCAGCUGCAGGACUCCAGCACCCUGGAGUCUCAGGCUCUGUCCUCCAGCUACCACCCGCCCAACCUGCUGCACGUCCCCACCGCCGAGGUGGCGAACGGGCUUCUUCAGCAGAGCGAUCAGAGCGAGCUCCAGCUGCCUGCAGACACACAGGAGUACCAGGAGGACAGCGAGGACAACACCAAGAGAGCCUACAGGUGCUCGUGGUGCAACAAAGGCUUCAAGAAGUCGAGCCACCUGAAGCAGCACGUGCGCUCCCACACCGGGGAGAAGCCCUUCAGAUGCCACAUGUGCGGCCGAGCGUUCGUGUCCGCCGGCGUGUUGAAGUCGCACCUCAACACUCACACAGGAGUGAAGCCCUUCAAGUGUAGCGUCUGCGACGCCUCCUUCACCACCAACGGCAGCCUGAACCGCCACAUGAUCAUCCACAUCAAGUCCUUCAAGUGCUCCAUGUGCGACGAGAGCUUCCGGACCAGCCUGCUGUGCAAACGCCACAUGAAGAAGGAGCACGCCGUGGAGCACCACAUUGUAGGCUUUGGAAGUCAGGACGUGGAGGAAGACGAGGAUGAAGAGGAAGGCGAACCGAAAUCUCUGAAGAGGCGGAGCGCGGAGAUCAUCACGCUGACCGAGGAGGAGGCGGCCGAGCUGGCCAAAGAUCCCGGCGAGGAGGCCUCGGUGUCGGAGCGCAUCCUGGCGCAGUCGGCCGCCGAGAGGGAUCGGAUCAGCGAGAUCAAGGACAAGGCCGUGGAGCUGGAAACCGAACCCAAGUUCGCCAACUGCUGCAGUUAUUGCCCCAAGAGCUUCAAGAAGCCCAGCGACCUGGUCAGGCACAUCAGGAUCCACACGGGAGAGCGGCCGUACAAGUGUGACGAAUGUGGGAAGAAGUUCACGGUGAAGUCGACUCUGGACUGCCACGUCAAGACACACACAGGCCAGAAGCUGUUCAGCUGCCACAUGUGCAACACCUCCUUCUCCACCAAGGGCAGCCUGAAGGUGCACAUGCGCCUCCACACCGGCUCCAAGCCCUUCAAGUGUCCCUUCUGCGACCUGCGCUUCAGGACCUCGGGCCACCGCAAGACCCACAUCCAGUGCCACUUCCGGCCGCACAGCGACGUCCGCAAGUCCAAGCGCUCCUCGUCGUCGUCCUCCUCCUCCGGCGGGGUCAGGCAGGGUCACGACCCCGACGCGGGGCAGCCCGUGGCCCCGGGUCAGGGUCAGCAGCCGGCCGCCCCCGAGGCGCUGCAGCCGGUGGGGCUGCUGCAGCCGCCCACCUCCGACCCCGGCAUUUACCUCCCCGCCAACCAGGUCCUGACCGGACAGUUCGACCAGAACCUCCUGCAGCCGGGACUCGUGGGACAGGCCAUCCUGCCUGCCUCCAUGUCCGCUGCGGGAGACCUGACCGUGUCUCUCUCCGACGGCCUGACCACGCUGGACGGCAUCCAUCUGCAGCUGACGCCGGCCAACCUGGUGUGUCCCAACGUCCAGAUCUCCGGCAUCGACACCAGCAACAUCAACAACAUCACGCUGCAGAUCGACCACGCCCUCCUGCAGCAGACCUUGCAGCAGGGCGGCCUCCUCUCGCAGCCCCUCAGCGUGGACGCCGGCCUGGUCCCCCACGCCGGCGGCCAGCUCAUGUCCGCCGCAGACCCCUCGGUGUCGGCCAACGUGGUCAUCCACCCGCUGACCAGCCUGGCCCUGCAGCCCUCCACCAUCGCCCCGGCGCAGGUCACCAUGGCCGGGCUCUCCGAGCAGGACGCUGCAGGUUCUCAAGACUUGAGCCACGUCAUGGGCGGCGCCGGGCUGGUGCCAGGAGGCAGCGGCAGUCAGGAGAUCACUCUGACCAUCAACAACUCCAGCCUGACUCAGGCCCUGGCCCAGGUCCAGGCCCAGGCCUCGGCCGCCGGAUCCAACACGUCGGCAGGAAACGCUCAGGAGAUCACGCUCACCAUAUCAGGUCAGGAUCUGCUCCCGCAGCAUAGCAAUCCUAACGGUGCCGAGAUGAACGGCGGCAUCCGUUUGGCGUCACCGCUCACGAGCCAGCCCAGCAGUGCGACCUUAACUAUCACCAACGACCACCUCCUACCUCAGAGCCCCGCCAGCACCGGGAUGACAGUCACCAGCCUGCCGGCGAGCACCUCCUUACCGCACACCACCGUGUCCCAGAGCCUCGUGAUGUCCCCAGGGGGCGUGGCCAACGACGGCAGCGUCACGCUGACCCUCGCCGACGCGCACGGCAUGCUGGACGGGGUCACCCUCAACCUCAACACACAGGGUCAGACGUUUCCCGCCGUGCUGAAUGACUCCAGCUUACCGGGGCCGCCGGGCGCCUCGGGCCAGCAGGUCAUCCUGGUCAGCCAUCAUUCGCAGUCCACAAACGGCGCUUCAGACAACGGAUAUAAUAUUUCCGGCAGCAGCCAGAAGGACGGGAAAGACCCUCAAGGCGAGAGUGACAACCGCAACCAGUGCUUCUACUGUCACGAGGUGUGCCAGAACGCCAACACGCUGCGGCGCCACUGCAGGCAAGCUCACGGCAAGGACCGCUGCUACGUGUGCAACGUGUGCAGGAAGGGCUUCAAGAGAGCCACACACCUGAAGGAACACGAGCGGGUGCAUCAGCCGGGACCGUCGCCCAGCUCCCAGAAGCCCCGGGUGUUCAGCUGCCCGUCCUGCGAGAAGGCGUUCGCCAAGCGCAGCCAGCUGGAGCGACACAACCGCACACACACCGGCGAGCGUCCCUUCAAGUGCAGUCAGUGCGAUAAGGCCUUCAACCAGAAGAGCGCUCUGCAGGUGCACAUGGUCAAACACACUGGAAAGAAACCCUUCAAGUGUGAAGUGUGCAGCAUCAGGUUCACGCAGAAGAGCAACAUGAAGCACCACAUGAAGAGGUCACACGGCUACGGUCAGAUCCAAGACGUGCCGCUGGGGCAGGAUGAGUCGGCGCCUCAGGUGGACGUAACACCCGAGCUGGACCUGGAGGUGGUCCCAGAAGCGUCCGGAGACUGGCACAACGUCUUCCCCUGACCACACGGCUGGAGAAGGACUGGAAAGCACUGAUCAUGUUGAGGCUUUGGCCGCGCAGCGGGGGGAAGGGGGGGGCUGUUAGUCCAGAUUAGCAGAGAAGCGAGUGGAGGCUGGUCGCCUCUGAUUGGCCUAAUGACUUCUAUCUGGUCUGCUGCAGCCCGAUGUUGGUCGAUAUGAUGACCUCCAGGGGGAUUAGACCCCCGCACCCCCGCUCAGCUGACCCCGUCGGUAAGAGAGCAGGCUCUGGAGGAUCGACGCCGCCGCCCCAGCUCUUUACGGCCGCUCGAACGACAGGAAGCUGCACACACACACGGCAUAGGAAGCUUUUCCUCUCCCUGCUUGUUUACAAGACUCUGUUUCGUUGUUGAAUUUUUUUACAUACUGAAGCUGUAAAUAUUAAACAGAGGCGCCACUUUCGGUUGGUUUUCCUGAGAAAAAACCUUUUGUUCACUGUAGUUUCGUCUUUGUAAAUUGCAUAAUUAGACGAGGUAUAUAUUUUCUGAGGAACCAUGGGUUGUUUGUGAUUCGAGCGUAAUGAAUUUCUAACGAGGCCAAGCCAAUGUACAGGUAAUAAGCUUUUUCUUUUUGCAGUUUCAUUUUCUAUUGUCAAUAAUAAAUUAAGAAAUCAUUUUUG
Salarias fasciatus (jewelled blenny) is the source of this 6257-nucleotide messenger RNA. It is a transcript of the gene znf236, whose product is annotated as zinc finger protein 236. The transcript has 32 exons. Gene Ontology annotation, cellular component: nucleus. Lineage: Eukaryota; Metazoa; Chordata; Actinopteri; Blenniiformes; Blenniidae. Gene Ontology annotation, biological process: regulation of transcription by RNA polymerase II. The coding region runs from base 29 to 5623 and encodes 1864 amino acids. Gene Ontology annotation, molecular function: RNA polymerase II cis-regulatory region sequence-specific DNA binding; DNA-binding transcription factor activity, RNA polymerase II-specific. The record is from RefSeq and is a predicted model, not a curated record.